This is a messenger RNA of Mustela lutreola (European mink), 2765 nucleotides long. It is a transcript of the gene DNAJC5, whose product is annotated as DnaJ heat shock protein family (Hsp40) member C5. The record is from RefSeq and is a predicted model, not a curated record. Gene Ontology annotation, biological process: regulation of synaptic vesicle cycle. Gene Ontology annotation, cellular component: membrane; presynapse; intracellular membrane-bounded organelle. The coding region runs from base 303 to 806 and encodes 167 amino acids. The transcript is spliced from 8 exons. Lineage: Eukaryota; Metazoa; Chordata; Mammalia; Carnivora; Mustelidae.
UGCCGCCGCAGCCGCCGCCGCUCGGGGUCCCCGAGACGCAGCCCCGGCUGAGGAGCGCGUCGGCCGGCUGCCCAGCAGCGCCGCGGAGCUGAGGAGCGGAGCCGCGGGACCGGCGGGCGGGCGGGCGGGCGGACAGGGGGAAACUUUGUCUUCAGUCACAUGAAGUAGCUGACCGCCUUAGCUGACUGCGUUAGCUGCGUGAGCAUCUCAGCGGGGGCGCUGGGCUCCGGGAAGACGGCGGUAAAGCGGCAGUAAAGCGACUGUCCCGACUAUCCCGACUAUCCCGAUAGAAUCAGCCUGCCAUGGCUGACCAGAGACAGCGCUCACUCUCUACCUCCGGCGAGUCCCUGUACCGUGUUCUGGGGCUGGACAAGAAUGCGACCUCAGACGACAUUAAAAAGUCCUAUCGGAAACUUGCCUUGAAGUAUCACCCUGACAAGAACCCCGAUAACCCGGAGGCUGCAGACAAGUUUAAGGAGAUCAACAGUGCCCACGCCAUCCUGACGGACGCCACCAAAAGGAACAUCUACGACAAGUACGGCUCGCUGGGGCUCUACGUGGCUGAGCAGUUCGGGGAGGAGAACGUGAACACCUACUUCGUGCUCUCCAGUUGGUGGGCCAAGCUGCUCUUCGUGGUGUGCGGGGCCCUCACGUGCUGCUACUGCUGCUGCUGCCUGUGCUGCUGCUUCAACUGCUGCUGCGGGCGCUGCAAGCCCCGGGCGCCCGCGGGCGAGGACGCCGACUUCUACGUGUCCCCGGAGGACCUGGAGGCGCAGCUGCAGUCGGACGAGCGGGGAGGGCUCUGACUGUGCGGGAGUGUUUGUGGUGGCGGCAGGGACGGUUGAGGUGUGAACGUGGACACUUGAGAGGCCACAGACACGCCCGUCGUCGCACAGCCCGCGUCGGCCACGGAGACCACCCAGCUCACGGCCGACUCCCACCCCAGCUACCACACCGACGGCUUCAACUAGGCCCGGGAGUGGCCGCAGUAGAGGCUAGCCCGGCACUCGGCCACUUCACCCCUAGAGUCACGGACCGUCGUCACAGAGAUGGGGAGCGCGCAGCUGCCGGCCCGCCGGGGCCCUGCCCACCUCUGUGCCCGCCUGCCUGUCGCCCCCAGCGCGUGAAGUGCGUCGCAUGCGGUAUUCAAAGCGGUUUAGCUCCUCCUCCUUCCAUCCCUCCUUUUCUAAUAGCAUGUGCGGCUCUGUUCCCUGUCUGCGCUGUGGGUGCGCCGCGGCGCGGCUCUGUUACCGGACCGUGGAUCUCCCUCGGGGCUUACGAUUCGCUGCACCGACCAGGGCUGCACCAGGGCUGCGUGUGGGGUCCCCGCCAAGCAGCCUGGGGCAGGAAGGGUGGCUCCUUUCCCUGGUGUCGCUGGGAGGUCCGAUCCACACCCUGUGCUUGGCAGCGGUCUGGACGCAGGCAGCGCCUCUGGACGCCGCGCCGGGAAGGAGCUGGCGUGUCCUCCCGCUUUGCCCGGUCCCGUCAGCAUUUCCGUGGUGUUGGUUUGUGCGGGUCUGUUUGCCUCGGUUGCUUGGCCUUGCGGCAGAGUCUUGCCCAUGGGGAGGCUCGUUGUGGAAGGUGUGGGAGGCUCUGGUGACCGCAGGGACCAUAUUUUCUACCUGGGCACGGCCUCGGUUUCCACGUCCCGUGGUCCUCGGGGCGCGCUCCCUCCCCCGGCGAGGCGCCGCUUCUCCCACACUCCCACCCCGUCCCCAGGCCACGAGCUGGACUGAUGGGGCCACACUCCUCCGUCUCCCCACCCCUCCGGCCACCUCCACAUUCCUUCAGGCCCGCCUGGCCUCCUGGUGGUCCUUCUGGGACCUCUAGGAACCCCAGAUGGUAGCAGUGACCAGUGUGCUGCUGUCAGAGGGGCUGACCGUGCAGGUCGCUGGUGGAGUGCGGCUCGAUCACCCCGGGAAGCCCACGUGCAGAGCCCAGCCCCCUCCGCUGAGCUUCCCAGAGCUCCUGCCCGUCCCCACCGUCCUUCGCCUGUUCCCUUCGGUCACCGUCGAUGGUUCGGGCCGAGCGAGAGACGCCGGGUUCCUGGAGGAAGGACCAGCUGGACCAAAGGCAUAGCCCGGUGUCCCUGGCUUGUGAGCCAGCAGCCUGACCGCAGAGCCUCCGCUCGCCGUCUCGAGCAGCGCCUUCCGUGACCCGUGGGAAGUCCGUCCUUCUUGUCUUUGACCCAGAACUUGUGGGUGGCGCCUCUGCAGGGGACGAGAAACGGGUUACGAUGGGCCCGUGCUGGCCCAGAGGUCACACUGGUCCCCGCACUCCCAGCAGCCCUGGAUGUGGCGUGGCUCCCUGCUGAGCCUGCACUGGUCGCCGGAGACCCAAGCGGUUUCCACAGAAGGAACCAGUGGCUGCUGGUGCGUGUCUCCUGCGUGUGUAGUAGGUGACGGACGAGGGGGACCGUGUCGGCUCAGGCGCACCAGAGCGUGUUCCCACGGCCCCCCGUUUCCACCACCACCAGCCUGCACCCUGCUCACCUGCUGGGCCCUGGCCCUUGUCUGCCACCCACAGCUGUGCGGAGCGCAGGUUCUUACCGGCCCGGAACGGGCUGUGGCGGGAGGGCAGCGUCCGUACAGGACGGGGACAGGCUCCGAGCGCAGUGCUGGGGGGCGGUGGCGGGCUGUGGCCGGUUGUAGCUGCUGCAGUGGUGGCCACUCCCAGGUCCUUGGGCAGGUUUGUGGUCCUUUGUUUGUUUGUUUUCUGUUGUUGUUUUUGGCUUUUGUUCAUUAAAAUAAUCAUGAAGACAUUCA